Molecule: messenger RNA, 1148 nt
Organism: Hordeum vulgare subsp. vulgare (domesticated barley)
Lineage: Eukaryota; Viridiplantae; Streptophyta; Magnoliopsida; Poales; Poaceae
Exons: 3
Coding region: 68-658 (196 amino acids)
Source: RefSeq, a predicted model, not a curated record
CCGUCGCACUCGGGGCAAUCAUACACAAAGAACAAGGGAGUGCGGAGGAGCCCGUCCGGAGCCCAACAUGGAGGAGGCAACACUGCUCCCGAGCAGCUCGGCGUGCGAGGAGAUCGGAGGGGAUGAGAGCUUGGCGGUGGGCGACGAGGUGAAGAGGCAGCUGCGGCUGGCCGGGCAGUUCAUCGUCCGAGGCCUGAUGCAGAAUCUGAUCCAGAUGAUCUCCGUGAUGUUCGUAGGCCACCUCGCCGAGCUGCCCCUCGCCGGCGCCUCCAUGGCCAGCUCCUUCGCCGCCGUCACCGGAUUCAGCCUGCUGAUCCGAUGCGUGGAAGGACAUAUGGUAUUUUCCGAGUCUAUGUCCAUGAAUCCAACAUUGAUGGCGACAAGGUAUCCACAAGUGUUGCGUCCGGUAUCGACGAACAAUGCAAUGUGCGAGUCGAGUCGUGAGCGUAUGACGCCAAGAAAAAGCAAUGACACGAGCAAUAUGUUUACCGAUGAUACCGACAAGGAUUUCAUCUACGUUGACAAAGGAGAGGAAAAUUGUGUGACUGAUAAGAUUGUCCCAAAGGAAGGAUUGUGUUUUCAUUCUGAAGAAGAGGCAUACAAGUUAUAUAACGCAUAUGCUAAAAAGAAAGGAUUCAGUGUGAAGUGGACACAUUGAAAAACGAGAGCAGAUGAUACCUUAUGUCCUAGGUAUUUAGUUUGCAGCAAGGAAGGAGUGAAAGGAAAACAUAGCACACAUGAGACGAGGAAAGAACGAGCUUGUAUGAGGACAUCUUGCAAAGCUCGUGUUCAGUUCCAUAUUACCCCUGCAGGUGUUUGGAUGAUUCAGAAGGUUAUCACUGAGCACAAUCAUCAUAUGAUAUCUCCGGACAAGGCACGCAUGUUAAGAUCACAACGAAAGCUUCAAGAUGUCGAUAAAGAGAUGAUCAACCACGUGAGGUCAGCAGGAAUACGACCAUCAAAAAUAUAUAAUUAUUUUGAAGAAUGGUGUGUAGGAGCAGAAAAAUGUGUCUUUCUUGGAGAUGGAUUCCAACAACUUACAAGAGAGCGUAUGAAGUAUUUGGAAACAAAGGAUGUCCAAACUCUCGUGGAGUAUUUAAAGAACAAAUAAGCGCAAGAUCCAUCAUUUUUUUAUGCUGUGAAACUUA